AUGCCUGGGUUGGACGCUCUUGAGGUUCCUGAUAUUCCAGAAGUAAAAUAUGAAUAUCUAGAUCACACUGCUGAUGUACAGUUACAUUCCUGGGGUAAUAACCAAACAGAAGCAUUUGAACAAAUUGCCAUGGCGAUGUUCAACUAUAUGACAACAAACUACGACUCAGUGGAUACUUCACAAAGAUUUGAAAUUGAAGCUGAUGGUCACGAUAUGAUGUCAUUACUUUUUCAUUUUCUGGAUGAAUGGUUAUUCGCGUUUUCAGCUGAUCCAUUUUUCAUUCCACGGAUUGUUAAAAUAACAGAAUUUGAUAAGGAAAAAUUCCACAUCAAAUCAUCUGGUUGGGGUGAACCUUUUGACAUUUCAAAACAUCCUCAGGGUACUGAAGUGAAAGCUAUUACCUAUUCAAAUAUGCAAAUUCAUGAAAACGAACAUAUGCACGAAUUAUUUGUAAUUAUUGAUAUUUAA
This is a messenger RNA of Schistosoma guineensis, 468 nucleotides long. The record is from the annotation of a GenBank genome assembly. NCBI's taxonomy places the organism in Eukaryota, Metazoa, Platyhelminthes, Trematoda, Strigeidida, Schistosomatidae.